Molecule: messenger RNA, 432 nt
Organism: Rotaria sp. Silwood2
Lineage: Eukaryota; Metazoa; Rotifera; Eurotatoria; Philodinida; Philodinidae
Source: the annotation of a GenBank genome assembly
AUGAAAACAGUCCAUGUGCUUUUAUAUAUUCCAAACCUAAUCGGUUAUUUUCGUAUAUGUCUUCUUGUUCUUGCUUGGUAUUAUAUUGACAAGCCAUUUAUUUUCUUACCAUUAUAUACAGCUCAAGCUCUACUUGAUGCUGUUGAUGGCUGGAGUGCUCGACAAUUCAAUCAAGUAUCGAAAUUUGGUUCUUGGUUAGAUGUUAUCAUUGAUAAUAUUGGACGAGGAAUUAUAUGGACAAGAGUCUCAUCGAUCGGAAUUUUUAUUUCAUCUAUUGAAUGGAUUACAUUUUUAGCAUUAAACAAUUGUGGAUCUGAUUGGAAAUCAAAAUUAUCGUCUAAUAACGAUCUGAUAGUUCGAAAUGUUAUGAAAAAUGGUAAAUAUUUUUUUAUUAUUACUAUUAUUGAAUUUUUAAUAUCUAUUUUUAUAUGA